Messenger RNA from Sorghum bicolor (sorghum), 806 nucleotides. RefSeq lists its product as uncharacterized. The record is from RefSeq and is a predicted model, not a curated record. Bases 79 to 618 code for a protein of 179 amino acids. Lineage: Eukaryota; Viridiplantae; Streptophyta; Magnoliopsida; Poales; Poaceae. The transcript has a single exon.
AAGCCCCACCCGCGCGCGCUUCCAAGUUCCAAUCCCUCCACCACCAACCAGAGUCCAGACUCCAGAGACAAUCCAGCCAUGCCGCCGCCGUCCACCGCCGCGGCAGUCUCCUCCAUUAUCCGCCCGACGCCACCUCCAGCUCUCUCCUUCCACCCCAUACCGCUCCCACAAAUCAGGCGCUCAGCCGGCGCCGCUUCCCGGCUCGUCGCGGCGCGUGCCGCUGCCUCGGGGGCGCGCGGCGAAGGCGACGCCGAGACUGUGUUCUUCGAUGGCGGCGCCCACUACGGCGACCUGGCGGCGAACCUGCUCCUGGGCCUGACCCUGCUGUGGCUGCCGCUGACGCUGGCCGCCGUGUCCCGCGCGUUCAUCCUGCGGUACCGCUUCACCUCCCGGCGCGUGACGGUGGUGUCGGGGCUCUCCGGCGCCGACCGCACCGACUUCCCCUACUCGUCCGUGACGUCCGUGGUGGUCGUGCCAAGAUUCAUCGGCGAGUGGGGCGACAUCGUCAUCACGCUCAAGGACGGCACCAAGGUCGACCUCAGGAGCGUGCCCAGGUUCCGCGAGGUCGCCGACUACUGCCUCUCCAUGGCCGCCGCCGAGGGCUCCCUCGUCAGCUAGCUAGCGCCAGCCAGUGAGGGCCUAGCUGAGGGCGACGAUCGAGGCUGUUCAUAACCAUAAUAACCCGUUGUUCGGUUUAAAAGUCUUGUUCUGUUUCUUAUGCGACGUACUACAUCAUCAGCAAUUCUGCUGCAUCAUGAGGAAUUAAUUAACUGGUAAAUGAUACAUCUCUCAAAGUUCCAUUUGAA